GAGAACAUCAUGAAGUCAAACAUCGAUAAGAAAUUCUCUGCCCAUUAUGAUGCAGUGGAAGCUGAGCUGAAAUCUAGCACCGUGGGUUUGGUGACCCUCAAUGACAUGAAGGCCAAGCAAGAGGCCCUUGUAAAGGAACGGGAGAAGCAGCUAGCCAAAAAGGAACAGUCCAAAGAAUUACAACUAAAAUUGGAACGGAUGCGGGAGCGGGAACGCAAGCAGGAACAAAAGCGUAAGAUCUCAAGCCUGUCCUUCACUCUGGAUGAAGAGGAGGAAGAUGAUGCUGAGGAAGAAGAUGAGGAAGCAGAAUUGGAACGAGAAGAGUUGCCUCCCAAAAAGAAGAAACUUGGGAAGAACCCAGACGUGGACACUAGUUUCCUCCCUGACCGUGACCGUGAGGAAGAAGAAAACCGCCUGCGUGAAGAGCUCCGGCAAGAGUGGGAAGCCAAACAGGAAAAAAUCAAAAGUGAAGAAAUUGAGAUCACGUUCAGUUACUGGGAUGGCUCUGGGCACCGUCGAACGGUGAAGAUGAAAAAGGGAAACACCAUUCAGCAGUUCCUGCAGAAGGCCCUGGAAAUCUUACGCAAGGACUUCAGUGAGCUUCGCAUCACAGCUUCUACGAUUUCAUUGUCACCAAGGCCCGAGGAAAAAGCGGCCCGCUCUUCAAUUUCGACGUCCAUGAUGAUGUCCGGCUUUUGAGUGAUGCAACAGUGGAGAAAGACGAGUCCCACGCCGGUAAAGUUGUACUUCGCAGCUGGUAUGAGAAAAACAAACAUAUUUUCCCCGCGAGCCGAUGGGAGCCUUACGAUCCAGAGAAGAAGUGGGACAAGUAUACGGUAGGAAGGGAAGGGAACUCUCUUUGGUUGUGGGAUGGUGUCCAACGAGGAUGGGAUCAUUUGCGCGAAGGUCACGUGACCAUAAACAUCUCUCUUUUUAUUCUCAAGCUAUGAGCUAAAAUAUUAAAGCACCGUUUUUUUGUUAAACAUUUUUGGUGAAUAUCCAAAAAGCCUGCAGUCACACAUUUCAUGCAUUACCCUGCAGACACAUAGAUUUCACGUGUAAUGUGUGUCUGAAAUAUAAGCCAUUGUUUUUCUGCCUGUGCUAUAUAUCAGGAGGUGGCCAACACUGUAAAAAAAGAGUGACAAUCAAGUUCGUUUGCAUCCUUUCCAACCAAUCACCCUUUCCGUCAACUGUAACAUCCGUCCAACUCCACAAACUAUUCUUCACAAUCUCUCUGUCUCUUAACACUUGACCUACUUCUACAGAAAUCAUACGGAGGCAUUCUUUCCCCUAUUAUUUAAUCAUGCAAAUUGCCUUGUUUCUCAGUUGUGGGAAAGAUCCAGGUUAAACUCUUCUGCCUGCACAGCACCGAAAAACGUAGAAACGACUGGAGACAGGAGCAUUAAUGAGGCUUGCAAAAGAACAUUUCUUAGGGCAAAAGAUGAUGCAAUCUAAUUGACCCAUUCAGCAUCGCCUUGGGUCAGGCUGAGGUGUGCAAUAGUUUAGCAAUAUUGGGAGAUGACAAAUUGUCUUCCUUAUCCCAGCAACGGGACAGAGCCCGCCUCAGAUAUGGCGCCCAGUUCUAAUAGUGCUGUUCAAAAUCUUGAAAGGAUGAGAUCCAGAAGGUCAAGAGCUGAUCCAUUUCUGAGUGCAGGACACUGAAUAAUGGGUUGAAGUUACAGGAAGGCAGAUGUUGAGUGAACGUUCUAAAAAAAGACCCUUUCUGACAGUAAGAGCAGUUCAAUAGUGGAAAUGUUUCUCAGAAAGGAGAUGGGUCCCCUUAAUUGAAUCCGUUCAAGCAAAGGCUAGAGGUCCAUCUAUCUGGGAUGUUUCCAGUUGGAUUCCUGCCUUGACCAGGAGAUUAGACUUGAUGGUCCAAAUGAGAUCUUCCGAUCUGAGGAUUCUGUGAUCCUGGUGGAUUAUGUCCCUUCUAAACACUGUAGUAAUACAAUAAUACGCCAAGACCUAAGUGGACGGCGUAUUUCUGGCAGAAAGCUUCAUUUCUUAUUGAUUUAAAAAUUAGGCCUAAUCUAUGCCGCAGCUGCUUGCAUACUAAUUGGAUUGCUGCCAUUUGCUUUUCUAGGUCAAAGAAAGGCGGCCUCUUCCUCGCUCUUAAAUGUGAGCUAACGGCCCCGGUCUAAUCCUUAAAUGAAAGGGUGCCAUACUGUGCAGUGCUUUCCACUUGCGCUCCAUAUCUGGCAGGAUUUUUGCCUCCCUACUCCUGCUUAAAAUGUGCUUUCCUUUGCCUGGGUGAAGAAGAAAGGAGACCCCCUUCUAAAGGGCAAAUUCAUUUCAUGAAAUGAAUCUCAGUUGAUUUUGUGAAGUGAUUUUUUCCCCCCUCUUCAAAAAAUGAGGAGCUUACAAGAACCUUUGACCAUUAUAAAAGUAGAAGGAACCACAAGACCUUAGUCUUCAUAUGAGUCAUGUGCGGCCAAAUUAUAUAUCCUUUGCCUCUCCUGGAGUCACUUCUGUGGAGCAGAUUGUGGUCUGCACACAUUAAGCCAAGAAGAGAAUGUCCAGCCCAUGGACCUUCCUUUGGCCUCUGGGUCUUCCUAGCAGCACGAUUCAUGUUUAUGUCGGUCUAUGUGCGUGUUUCUCUGUUUCUCUCUAUGUGUAUGUAUAUCUGUUCUUGUCAUAUAUUGUUUCAUAGAGAUUUGAGGCAAAUUUCUAAAGUGAAUGGAAAUUUUGUGGCAUUCUAACAAGUGCUGGAGACAAACAGCAUAAUCUUUAGGCCUCGCAUUUUGAUUUCCAGAAGCUAUUUGAAAUGGAUUGAAUGCCCAAAGAAUGCUGGGACCCCCCCCCCCGAAACAAAUGAUUGUGCCCUUUCUCUUCCCCUACUAGACAAUAUUGCGUUAUUAU
Molecule: messenger RNA, 2859 nt
Organism: Thamnophis sirtalis
Lineage: Eukaryota; Metazoa; Chordata; Lepidosauria; Squamata; Natricidae
Source: RefSeq, a predicted model, not a curated record